CACAGUGGCGCUGCAAUGAAGUUGUUACCAUUCCUGAUAAUUGUGGCACUCACCGUUUUAUCUGGAUGUGACUGUGAGAAGCGGUUCCUGCUGGACACUCUGAGCCACGCCGUGGACAGUCUCGGACAUGUCAUCACGGACACUGCACACAGCAUCGUCAACACCCUCGGGCAUGCCACAGGAACGUUGCUAGGAGCUGCUGGGGGUCUUGUUGAAGGCAUAGUGACGGCUGGCGCCAACCUCCUUCUGCAUAAAGUGGACAUUGUCACCAAGGGAGCUGUUGACGUGCUGAACGGUGGCCUUGACCUAGCCUCUGGAGUUGUGCAUGGCGUCACCGACAUUAUCGAUGGCAUCUUAGGGCAUUGUUUCUUCUUCUGUCAUAACAGACAACAUGGUGACCAUGGUCGCGCAGUUCACCCAGUUAUCACGUGUCCACCCAGCAUAAGUGCGACCGCUGAACCAAGGUCAAAGUCCAAGGUCGUCACGAUUGCUUCUCCAAAGUACAGUGACCCUAAUGGGUUCCCUGUCACACUAUCGGUACACAACCUGCCCGACAGCAACGUCUUCACAGAAGGCAGCACCGCCGUCCGCUACACCGUCACCAACUCCCACGGCCUAGCCAGCAGCUGCCUUGUGUCCGUCACCGUCACGGUGAAGCGGUGCCGCAGACCGAACUAUAUUCAAAAUGGCCGCCUGACUUGUACAUCGGCAACGGGUUACCAGCUGUUGGGGGAUUCCUGCGACGUCUCAUGUAGCAGUGGCUAUCAGAGGAAGGGUGCUGGCACCGUCACCUGCACCGAUGCUGAUACUCUCAGUGCUGCCUUGCCCGUGUGUGAAGCCUUACGGUGCGGGGCUCCCCCUACACCCCCCACCGGGCACUACACCUGCCCCCUUGGGGGUACCUACGGAUCAACGUGCUACCUGACCUGUCCCCCGGGGUCGUCACCUGCACACAACAACUUCUACAUCACCUGUCAACCGCCAGGAACAUGGACACCGGCAGGGCAGUGUGAAGUUGUCUCCCCUCCCUCCUUCCUCCACACUAACUGCUCCGUCGGCGUCACCUAUACCCCCGUUACUGGAACAGCCAAUGCCAAGGUCACAUGGAGUAACGUUCUCGUCGACCCCACGAAGGGUGUAGGCAAGGUUAGGGUCACCCAGACAGUCGGGCCUCAACCAGGCUCCGUUGUAGGUCCAGGCAGACAGACAGUCGUGUACGAGGCCCAGGACCAGACUGGAAGCAAGGCCACAUGCUACUUUACUGUAGAUGCAUCGAGAGCUGUGAAGACAUGCACGCCACCUUCCUACAGCUUCACCGACGGCAACUUGAACUUCACAUGUCCACACAGCUUCUACGUGGGCAGCUCGUGCACAGUGCGGUGCACGCUGGGAUACCCCCUGGUGGGCGCUGACCACAUCACGUGUACCGACAGCCCUCAAGCCACACUGGGCGUGGCCUGGGCGUGGACAUCGCUGUCUAGCGUACCAUCAUGUCAGAAGAGGAGCUGCCCGGCCCUGGUGCCGCCAGAAAAUGGGGCGUUGUCAUGCGACAAGUGGGUGUCGGGCAAUAUGUGCCAGAUGCAGUGCCAAGAUGGCUACCUGAUCCCGCGAUCAGCGCCCCCUAACGGCAUGUACGCCUGUGGUGGUAAGAGCGGCACGUGGAAGCCGAACCCUUACAUCAUGCCGUGUGUUGCCAGUACCCUGCCACUGUCUUUCCGUGCCCCGGGAAACGUGUACUACUCGGGGGCGUGUCCGGCUAGUGCCUCGGCUCGGGGUCAGAUCAGGGACAACUUCAUCAAGUCUCUCACCAGCAGUAUCUUCAUGUCCGUGUGCGCUGACAGGACGCAGUGCAAUACACAGAACGUGGACGUCAUAUGCGGCAUGGUGACCGGCAAACGCACGACGUCCUCCCAAGUGCAGUUAAAGUUUGACAUCGUUGUUCCGUACAGCGCUGCUAAUGGCGGGGGACCACUGGCUGUAAUGGCUGGCCAGAACCUACUGAACAAGGUCGCAGCGGGAAUCACAACUGGUGUCAUGUCUGGGUCUCUGAAUUUCCUGACAUUUGGGCUGUCUGCAUCAAGUGCUGUGCUCCAUGUUGAUGCUAUGGCAAUGGACUGUCCGCAGGGCACGGGGCCGGACUAUGCUAGUGGAGCUUGUGCUGGAUGUCCAAGAGGCCAGUAUUACAACCAGACCAAAGACUCGUGUGAUCCUGUUCCGAAAGGGUCUUACCAGCCAUCGGAUAACUCCGUCACUUAUGUGCCGUGUCCUAAUGGGAUGUCCACGGAAACUGCCGGAGCUGGAAGCCUCGCCGAGUGUCACGAGGUGUGCCCGCCUGGCCAGUACUCCGCUACAGGACUAGCGCCAUGUUCGCUGUGUGGAGAAGGCACCUUCUCUAUUACCCCCGGGGAAGUCAACUGUAGUACGUGCUCCCCUGGGUACACCACCCGGGACUCGGGGGCAACCAGCCCGGGUAGCUGCAUUGAGGCCACAUACCUCCACGACGAGUGCCUGAGCAGCCCUUGCGGUGCCAACGCCUGUGAGAUGCUGGCUGAUGGCUUCCGGUGCCGGUGCUCAGGGGGAUACAGCGGGGAGCAGUGCCAGACUCCCCCCGACCACUGUGUCAGUCAGCCAUGUGCCAACAGAGGCACCUGUGUCACAUCCCCUGGGGGGUUCGUCUGUCAGUGCGUGGCUGGGUACACGGGCGAUCGAUGCCAGGAACAGAUAGUGAACGGUGGCUGGAGCGGAUGGUCACUCUGGUCAGACUGUUCGGCCACCUGUGGUCAGACUGGCCUCAGAUCGAGGUCACGUCACUGCGACAGUCCAGCCCCACAACAUGGCGGACUCGACUGCAAAGGGGAGACAACUCAGGCAGAACCCUGCAAUCGGCUACAAUGUCCAGCCUGUAUAACCUUCCCGAAGCCGCCGAACUCCGUGUUUGAAUGUAACCAGACAGGCUCCACCCAAAGCUGUAAGCUGAGAUGUAAUCCAGGAUAUAGCUUCACAAAUGAACCACUGCCGUCGUACAACUGUGGACCAGGGACAGAUUACACGUGGGACUAUGAGACCAGAGCUGCCGCGUUUCUGCCAUCUUGCAAUAUGAUGGAGGCACCCCGAGGCAUGAGUAUCAAAAACACUAUGUCCUACACCGGGCUAAAAUGUUCCUUGAUUGGCUCGGAGGCAAAGUACAAGCAAGAACUGACCAAUGAAAUCGAGCAACACUCCAGCAAGUUGGCAUGUAAAGAUGGUGGCUUCUGUUCCUCCAAGACUGAGGUUAAGUGCUCUGUGCCUGACCGGGAUGUCGUCGUGGAUCUCACACUCACGGUUUCUGGCAUCACAGAUGCGGGGAGUCUCAACAUGCAUGAGUACUUUACAGACAAGAAAGUGUCCCCGGAGUUAGCCACGUACCUGCAGACUGUGCUGUCCAUGGAGUUGACGGGGUCGCAGUUUGAGAACUACACGACGUCCCUGCUGUCCGUCACCGUCAACAACCACCACUACACCGCCACCUCCGAGGGUAUUGUCUCCGCUGUCCAAUGUGACGUUGGCGCUGUUUACAUAGGAUCUGUUUGUGUGAAGUGCGGUACUGGUACCCGCCAAGUACAGGACGUCUGCCACCUGUGUGACACCGGGACAUACCAACCACGCGAAGGUCAGAGCCACUGCAUCACAUGUCCACAGGGGCAGAUAACUCUGCAGACAGGAUCCACAAGGUCACAGGAUUGCAUCACUCCCAAUGUCGUCACACUUCCGCCACUACAGAUUGUGACUUAAGUGAUUCAGAUCGGGAGAUAAGGCGCCAAAGAAGUGUCUGAAAUACUCUGAUGGCGUGGUUAAUAAAAUAUCUGUCGUUGCAGUCUUUAAUACCUCAAA
Molecule: messenger RNA, 3870 nt
Organism: Haliotis rufescens (red abalone)
Lineage: Eukaryota; Metazoa; Mollusca; Gastropoda; Lepetellida; Haliotidae
Exons: 22
Coding region: 16-3771 (1251 amino acids)
Biological process (GO): signal transduction
Cellular component (GO): cell surface
Molecular function (GO): calcium ion binding
Source: RefSeq, a predicted model, not a curated record